This is a messenger RNA of Paramecium tetraurelia, 1932 nucleotides long. RefSeq lists its product as uncharacterized. The record is from RefSeq and is a predicted model, not a curated record. Lineage: Eukaryota; Ciliophora; Oligohymenophorea; Peniculida; Parameciidae. The transcript has a single exon.
AUGAAAAUAUCUCCUGAUCUCUAUUGCAAUGAAUGUUUUCCCUAUUGUGUUGAAUGUAAUGAUAGCAUUUGUGUUAAUUGUUAAGAUGGCUAUCAUCUAAAUUCAAGAUAAUUAUGUGUUUCUUAAUGUGGCGAUGGAAUCCUUGCUUAUGAUGAAUAAUGUGAAUUUAACGAUACUGAUUGCUUCGGUUGUAAGAUUCAACAGCCAUAAAAUUGUAAGAAUUUUCACGAAACAUGUUUGAUUUGUUAAUAUGGCUAUUAUUUUGACUAUGUAAAGAAUGACUGUUACUCUGUUUGCGGGGAUAAACUAGUUGCCUCGAAUGAAGAGUGUGAUGAUGGUAAUGAAUUUUAUUAUGAUGGUUGUAAUAAAUGUAAAUAUCAAUGCUAAUUGGAAUGCUUAGAUUGCCAUUUUGGUAAAUGUGUUUUAUGCGAAGCUAGUUUGAUUUUGAAUCAAUCAAAUAGUUCUUGUGAAGAGUUGAAAGUGUGUCAAAUUUAAAAAGGAUUAUAUUAUGAAAGUUUUACAAAUAAUUGUAUUUCUAUAUGUGGAGAUGGAAUGGUAGCUGGUAAAGAAGAAUGCGAUGAUGGUAAUAGCGUGUCUAAUGAUGGUUGUUAUUAAUGUAAUUAUCAAUGUGAUAAUAAUUGCAGUAAUUGCUAAAAGGGGGUUUGCUAUGAUUGCAUUUUAGGAUUCCAUUUAAAUCAAUAGAAAUGUUAAUCUGUAUGUGGAGAUGGAAUCAAAAAUGGAAAUGAGGAAUGUGAUGAUUAGAAUAAUAUCCCUAGAGAUGGAUGUACUUAAUGCAAAAUAGAUCCGAAAUAUUAAUGUUAGGAGGAUAACGAUAACCUCAGUUUUUGUUAUAAAUUUUAGGAUAAUUGUGAAUAAGGAGUUUAUAAUCAGUAAGCACUUUUGCAAUGCUAGAUCUGUGAUAGUGGAUAUUUUCUCAAAGACAAUUCAUGUAAUUAGUGUUCACAGAAAUGUAAAUAAUGUGAAAAUACUCCAAAUAAUUGUCUAUAGUGUGUGACUUAAGAUUGUCGAAUAUGUGAUAAUUAAGCGGGGUUUUAUUAAAAUUAGUAGUUAAAAUAAUGUAUCACAUAAUGUGGAGAUAAUAUCAUUGCAGGGAUUGAAUAAUGUGAUGAUGGCAAUAAUAUAGAUAUGGAUGGGUGUAACUCAAAAUGCCAAAUUGAAAAAGAUUUCCUUUGUAAAUAAGGUGUUUGCAUAGGACCACAAAAAAAGCGAAUUGACUGUGCUUAUAAGAAUUCUACUACUUCAAACGACAUUGAUUUAAUUUUUGAAGAAUUAGAAUUCGAAGGAGUAUGUGAGAAAUUGAAUAUAACUAUUGACGAAUUUUAGUCAAUUGAAUUUAAUUAUUCAGUUUUUAAAAAAUCAGAAAUAUAAAAAAAUAAGGCAGGAUGUGAGAUUAGGUUUGAAUUUUUCAAAACUAUUUUACAAUCUAACCUCAUUCAUUUAUAUGUUCCUGUAUUUGAAGUAUCAAAUAGAAUCCUUGUCGAAGAGAUAAGAGAAUUUGUGAUAAUUCCCAGGAAAAAAGAUUAUUAUAAUUCAUAAUAAUAAAGCUAAGCGAAAAUGGUAGUUUCAGCAUCAACUAAGUUUACAUUUUUACUUCAACUUAUUGGGCCUUUAACAAUAAUUUUAGGAGGAUUUAACUUCUUCUGGACUAUUUUAGAUAUUUUGACAUGGAUUAAUAAUUUCUAUUUUCUAAAUGUAGAUUAUCCUUUGAAUGUCAAGAUGUUUUUUAAUUAAUUAAAAUGGGGUGAUCUCUUCAAUCUCCCAGAUUUCAUAUCAUUAAAUUAACCAGAUGAUGCAUAUUAUUUUGAAGCUUCCCCUAAAUUUAUAGAGAAAGAAGUCAAUCCUUUAUUUUUAAAUAAUAUUGAAUUAUUUAUUGCUAUGAUUUUAUUUUUGUUUAUGAUGGAAUUUUUAUGA